AACGGCUACUUCCAUCUCAACAAAAACCCUUCCUUUCUCAAUCAAAAACCUCAAGAAAUCUCCUCGUUUAACAAGCCCUGAUUCUUCUCUCUCAAAUCCCACUAAAAUUCCGUAAUUAAAGAACUAAGAAAAUGGAUACAACACCACCUUCUCAUAGAUCAAACCCAAACACACAUGCAAAAUCAGCCUCUCGUUUAUCAAGAAUCGCAUACUCUAUCGACCCAGAAUCACAGCCUCCUCAGCUAUCUCUAGACCUUAUCCCUUCAUCACAGAAGGAAACCCCAUCAACCCCAUCUAGUCUUUCACUCAAGUCCUCAACCAAUUUUCUCCCUCUUCGAGAACUUCUCCUUCUCUCACCAUCUCCUUCAAGAAAAUCUAGAACUCGUCUCGCCGACCGGGAUGAGAUGCCAGAGGAGGGUGGUUUGGAGCAAAAUGGGUCUAGAAGGAGAUGCAAAAGUAGAGGAUCUCAGACGGGUUCUUUAGGUUGUGCUUCACCGAGGAGUAAUAGAAGGUUAAGGAGAAGAUUGGAGGUGGAGAGUAGGGAAGAGAGGGAUUUGAUUGGUUUGGUAGAUGAGGUUGGCAAAGUGAGAAAAAGAAGACAUAGCGGCCGGUCUAAGAAGGAGAAAGAGAAGCUCUCUUUAGUCCAUUCAUUUCCUUCUUCCAAUUCUACUGCAAAAGUUGAUGAAGGUGAUGGAAGAAAUUUGGAUAGGAUUGGAAUGGUUGUUUAUGAUUUGAUAAUGUGGAAAGAUGUGACAAAAUCAAGCCUUUGGUUUGGUCUUGGAUGUCUGUGUUUCCUAUCUUCUUGCUUUGCUAAAGGGAUGAACUUUAGCAUUUUAUCUGCUAUUUCGCAACUAGGACUUCUGGUUCUGGGUGCAUCUUUCUGCUCGAAUUCGAUAUGCCAAAGAAACAAUGCUGCAAAGACACGAAAAUUUAAGCUGACAGAAGAGGACGUUUUGAGAGUGGGUACAUUGAUACUCCCAGCUGCAAAUCUUGCAAUUUCAAAGACAAGAGAGCUUUUCUCAGGAGAACCAUACAUGACCAUAAAAGUAAUUCCAUUCUUGCUUCUUGGUGCUGAGUAUGGUCAUCUUGUAACUUUGAGGAGGCUUUGUGCUAUUGGGUUUUUCAUCAGCUUCACCAUACCAAAACUAUGUGCUUGCUAUUCUAGUCAGAUAAAGCAGAAAGCUGAGCAAAUGAAAAACCGAAUGUUUGAAGCUUGGGGAGCUUGUUCUCACAAAAAGAUUGUGGCAGCAUCAGCAGUGACUGCUUUCUGGAAUCUGUCAAGUGUCAAAACCCGUAUUUUUACUGCAUUUAUAUCCUUGGUGAUACUACGAUGCUUCCGGCAACAUCUAGUGCCGAAACAGGAAGAUGGGGAGACACUUCCAACACAGGCAGAAGGGGAAGCAGAAAGAGAGCAAGAGAAACAACAGUCAUUAGUGGUGGCAGAAGGGAAAGCUGAAAGAGAGCAAGAGCAACAACAGGCAUUAGUGGUGGCAGAAGCAGUGACCUCCCAGAAACAGUAGCUUGCUUGCAUCUUUGCCAUUUCUAACAACCAUAAAUUUGCAAUUCCAGCAUAUAUAUGUAUGAGGCAUUGUGUUCUACUCUAAAAAACUAACAAUUACUGUGAACAAAAAAGAUUUUGUAUUUCUUCUGCUUUGAGUGUCCUUUUCUUUU
Molecule: messenger RNA, 1671 nt
Organism: Populus euphratica (Euphrates poplar)
Lineage: Eukaryota; Viridiplantae; Streptophyta; Magnoliopsida; Malpighiales; Salicaceae
Product: reticulon-like protein B17
Exons: 8
Coding region: 132-1520 (462 amino acids)
Source: RefSeq, a predicted model, not a curated record